GUGUAAAAUAUUCUACAAAAAUAUAAAAAUACUAAGUAGUAGGCCUAUAGCCUACAUUGCUAUAUAUGUUGUGUUAUGAUAUACAAAUAUAUAAUUAUUUUGUUAAUGUAUGCUAAGGAUUCUAUGAAGUAGACCUGAGAUAGAAGGGAAAGUACAUUCAUUACACAAGGAACGAAAAGGUAAGGUGUGUUAUUUAUAACUGUGCUGAACCUAUUGGUCAAAUUUCAUCGUUUAGACACUUAGCUGUAAACAAUUAAAAUAUUUGCAGCCUUUAAAUAUCGUUGUCUUAGGUGUGUUUCAGAGCAGAAAUGUAGCGCCCCUCCAAUGUUUUUAGGCGUGAGAGAUUUUCUUUCGACGUCCGUGUUGUUGAUGAUAACCGGAAGUGCUUUACAUUUAGAUUUGCUAGCGCGGUAGCAUCGCGGUGAAAUGCACCAGAAGUUGGUUUGCUAUCCUCCAUAAAACGUUAUUAGAAGAAGAAGAAGCGCUUUUUAGGUGUGCAGCUGAUUGGUGAAGAUAUGGCAGACCCUUCCCUGAGCCGGGACUGCCCACUGGAUUGUAAGGUCUAUGUUGGCAAUUUGGGCAACAGUGGUAAUAAAACUGAGCUGGAGAGAGCAUUUGGCUAUUAUGGUCCCCUGAGGAGCGUAUGGGUGGCAAGAAAUCCCCCCGGCUUUGCUUUUGUGGAGUUUGAGGACCCCAGAGAUGCAGCCGAUGCUGUGAGGGAGCUUGACGGAAGAACACUGUGUGGUUGUCGAGUGCGAGUUGAAAUGUCUAGUGGUGAAAAACGGUCAAGGUAUCGAGGACCACCCCCUUCAUGGAAUCGCCGCCCACGUGAUGAUCAUAGAGGGCGCAGCCCACCCCCUAGACGCCGGUCUCCUAGGAGGCGGAGCUUUAGUCGAAGUCGGAGCAGGUCCCUUUCCAGAGAGAAGAGAAGAGAGAGGUCUUUGUCCCGCGAUAGAAACUAUAAACCUUCAAGGUCUUUCUCAAGAUCACGCAGUCGUUCACGUUCCAAUGGUCGGAAGUGAGAAAUGUUCCAGGCCAGCCUUGUCAGAGAAAUCAUGUCUGUGCGCUCCAACAGACUAGGAUGAUUGGAAACCAAUGAUUGUUUUUUUUUUUUUUUUAAAUGUAUCUUCUCCAUGGUGUUCUGAGUAUCCUUUUUUACUUAAGAUAUAUGUGCUUAAUGGGUAGCAAUGAUUUCAUCCUGCCUAAAUGCCUGAAUGUAAUUUUAUGCUGUUUGGGCAGUAAAAAAGUUCUGAUUAGAAUAACUCAUGUCGAACUUAGAUGGUCAAUUGAAACCGAUUUUGUAUGCUUUUUUGUUUGUACUUCCAUUAAAAGAAGUUCCUUAUGAA
Molecule: messenger RNA, 1346 nt
Organism: Cyprinus carpio (common carp)
Lineage: Eukaryota; Metazoa; Chordata; Actinopteri; Cypriniformes; Cyprinidae
Product: serine/arginine-rich splicing factor 3-like
Biological process (GO): mRNA splicing, via spliceosome
Cellular component (GO): nuclear speck
Molecular function (GO): RNA binding
Source: RefSeq, a predicted model, not a curated record